Haliaeetus leucocephalus (bald eagle) is the source of this 1209-nucleotide messenger RNA. RefSeq names its product cytochrome P450 2C18-like. Gene Ontology annotation, molecular function: iron ion binding; oxidoreductase activity, acting on paired donors, with incorporation or reduction of molecular oxygen, reduced flavin or flavoprotein as one donor, and incorporation of one atom of oxygen; heme binding. Gene Ontology annotation, biological process: xenobiotic metabolic process. Lineage: Eukaryota; Metazoa; Chordata; Aves; Accipitriformes; Accipitridae. The transcript is spliced from 7 exons. The record is from RefSeq and is a predicted model, not a curated record. Gene Ontology annotation, cellular component: intracellular membrane-bounded organelle; cytoplasm.
AUGGAUCCUGGACCUGCUGGGGUGCUUGUUAACCUCUUCCUCCUCUCCAUCCUGUGGUUCCUGGUCUGGAGAAGCAAUAAGAAGAGAAGCCAGCUGCCGCCUGGACCAGCCUCAUGGCCCAUUCUGGGCAACCUAUGGCAAAAGGACGUCCUGCCCCUCUACAGGACCUACGAGAAGGUAUGGCCCAUCUUCACCGUCUGACUGGGGCUGAAGCCGGUGGUGGUGCUCUGUAGGUAUGAGGUGGUGAAGGAUGCUCUGCUGGGCCACUCCGAGGAGUUUGGAGGGAGACCUGAAAUACCCCUUCUGUUGCAGCUGUCAAAAGACUACGGUUUUGUCUCCAGCAAUGAGAAGAAGUGGCAGGAGCUGUGGAGGUUCACGCUCAGCACCCUGCGGGACUUCGGGAUGGGAAAGAACUGCAUGUCGCAGCGGGUGCAGCAGGAGGCCCAGCACUCGGUGGAACUACUAGCAAAACUCAAAGGUGACAUGGGUCCUGUCCACCCUGGCCCCUGCGGCAGGCAGAGGGCACACAACAGCCUCAUGGGAUACGAGAAGAGCAGCCUGGAGAACAUGUACAGCAAUGAAGACUUGGUCAUGUCAGUAUUCGACCUCUUUGGUGCCGGAACAGUGACUACUAGCAACGUCCUGGUCUUCUUUCUCUUGAUCUUGGCAAAAUACCCCCAUAUUCAAGCCAAGGUCCAAGAGGAGAUUGAUGCGGUGGUGGGCACUGGCUGCGCUCCCAGGUCGGAGGACAAGCUGAGGAUGCCGUACACCAACGCGGUGAUCCACAAGCUGCAGCGCUUCUGCAGGACCCACAUGGAGAACUUCCCAUGGAUGACGGCGCAGGACAUCGUGUUCAGGGGCCACACCAUCCCCAAGGGCACAACUGUUAUUCCGGUAUUUUAUUCUGUGCAUACGGAUCCAACCCAGCGGGAGAACCCCAAAGAAGUCAACCCAGGCCACUUCUUGGAUGAGAAGGGCAAGUUCAGGAAGCGCGAAUCCUUCCUGGCUUUCUCGGCAGGGAAGUGGAUGUGCCCAGGAGAGGCACUGGCCCGCAUCGAGCUCUUCCUUUUCCUCACCACACUGCUGCAGAGCUUCACCUUCCAGCUUGCCAUUGACUACGAGAUGGAUUUACUCUCCCUAUGGCUUGAGACAGAGAAGGGGGCAAUACCGGGCAAGUUCUUCACUAUUUGACGCCGGGUGUCCUCUUAA